ACCCUUUUUUUCCUUCUUCUUUUUAACAUACAACGUAUCACAUUCAAUCAGCAUAAAUUAUCCUAAUUCUGAACUGAAAAUUUAAAGAAAUCGAUUUCAUCAGUUUGAUUCUCACCACUCGAAAGCAAAAAGUCUUGCUAAAAAACUCAGUUUUCUGUUAUUGAUUGGGUUUUCUUCUGUGUGCUAAGAAGAAGUAGAAGGAAAAGAACUAGUGUUGCAAGAAUGAGGAAGAAGGUAGACGAACGUAUCAGGACUCUGAUUGAAAACGGUGUCAAACUGAGACACCGUUCCAUGUUUGUCAUCAUCGGUGACAAGUCUCGUGACCAGAUAGUGAACCUCCAUCAUAUGCUGUCAAAGGCAGUGAUUAAGUGUAAUCCGAGUGUCUUGUGGUGCUACAAGGACAAACUUGACAUUAGCAGUCAUAAGAAAAAGCGUUCGAAGCAGCUGAAGAGAAUGAGGGAGAGGGGACAAUUGGAUCCAGAGAAACUUGACGCAUUCUCGCGUUUGCUUGAUGUGGGGAGAGUAACUCAUUGCUUGUACAAAGAUUCUGAACGAAUUCUGGGAAAUACUUUUGGCAUGUGCAUCUUACAGGAUUUUGAAGCUUUGACUCCCAAUCUACUAGCAAGGACUAUAGAGACUGUGGAAGGUGGUGGGAUGAUUGUAAUAAUAAUACGAUCACUUGCAUCGCUUACUAGUCUGUGCACAAUGGUUAUGGAUGUCCAUGACAGAUUCCGAACUGAGUCGCAUUCUGAGGCUGCCGGCCGAUUUAAUGAACGUUUUCUGCUAUCAAUUGCAUCAUGCAAAGCAUGCGUUGUCAUGGAUGAUGAGUUGAAUAUAUUACCGCUUUCCUCGCAUAUCAGAUAUAUUACGCAAGUUCCAACAGAAAUGGAUUCCGAGGGGCUUUCUGAGGCAGAACGAGACCUGAAGAGUUUGAAAGAUGAACUAAGUGAUGAUUUUCCAGUUGGUCCUUUAAUCAAGAAAUGCUGUACACUGGAUCAGGGUAAAGCUGUUGUCACAUUUUUUGAUGCAAUUCUGGAUAAGGCGCUCCGUAGCAUUGUUGCUUUGAUUGCUAGUCGAGGGCGUGGAAAGUCUGCUGCACUUGGUUUAGCUGUUGCCGGGGCUGUUGCUGCUGGGUACUCAAAUAUUUACAUUACUGCUCCAAGCCCAGACAACUUGAAGACAUUCUUUGAAUUUGUUUGCAAAGGCUUUGAUGCACUUGAAUAUAAGGAGCACCUUGAUUAUGAUGUUGUGAAAAGUGCGAAUCCGGACUUCAAAAAAGCUAUUGUACGGAUAAAUAUCUUCAAGCAGCAUAGACAAACUAUCCAGUAUAUACAACCGCACGAGCAUGAGAAGCUCUCACAAGUAGAGCUGCUGGUUAUUGAUGAAGCGGCAGCUAUUCCUUUGCCAGUUGUGAAGUCUUUGCUCGGUCCUUAUCUAGUUUUCCUAUCGUCAACUGUCAGCGGCUAUGAAGGCACUGGUAGAUCUUUAUCCCUGAAACUCCUCCAACAAUUAGAUGAGCAAAGCCGGGCUCCUGCUACUGGUCUUGAAGGCUCUCUUUCUGGUUGCCUUUUCAAGAAGAUAGAACUUAAUGAGUCUAUUAGAUACGCUUCUGGAGAUCCAAUAGAAUCCUGGCUUAAUGGCUUACUUUGCCUUGACGUUGCUGCUAGUCUGCCUAAUCCUGCAUGCCAUCCUCUACCAAGUCAGUGUGAUCUGUAUUAUGUCAACCGAGACACACUCUUUUCUUAUCACAAAGAUAGUGAAUUGUUUCUACAGAGAAUGAUGGCGCUAUGUGUCUCUUCUCACUACAAGAAUUCUCCUAAUGAUCUUCAACUGCUGGCUGAUGCUCCUGCUCAUCAUUUGUUCGUGUUACUUGGUCCUGUUGAUGAGUCACAAAAGAAACUUCCUGAUAUACUCUGUGUUAUCCAGGUCUGUCUCGAAGGACAGAUAUCUCAGAACUCAGCCCUCAAAAGUUUAAGGGAUGGUCAUUCACCACAUGGAGACCAAAUUCCAUGGAAAUUUUGUGAACAAUUCCGGGACAUUGAAUUUCCACAUCUUUCUGGUGCUCGGAUAGUACGCAUAGCAGUCCACCCUAACGCCAUGAAGAUGGGAUAUGGUUCUGCUGCAGUUGAACUCUUGACCAGAUAUUUUGAGGGUCAGAUUGCUCCUAUCGCAGAAGCAAAUGAUGAAGCUGAUGUAGAGCAAUCACCCAUUAGAGUUACUGAGGCUGCUGAGAAGGUCUCUAUGCUCGAGGAGCAAGUCAAGCCUCGCACAAAUCUUCCACCUCUAUUGGUUCCACUCCAUGAUCGACGACCUGAGAGGCUCCACUACAUCGGUGUCUCCUUUGGGCUUACUUUGGACCUCUUCCGGUUUUGGAGAAAACAUAAUUUUGCUCCAUUCUACGUUAGCCAAAUCCCAAGUGCUGUGACUGGUGAGCACACGUGUAUGCUUCUAAAACCUUUAAAGACUGACGAACUAGAAGUCAGCGAGUCGGAGUUGGGGUUCUUUGCUCCCUUCUAUAAAGAUUUCAGGAUAAGGUUCUCUAAGCUGUUGAGUGAUAAAUUCAAGAAGAUGGACUACAAACUUGCAAUGAGUGUCUUAAACCCCAGGAUCAAUUUCUCGGAGGUUGAUUCUUCAGGGAAUUCAUCAGAAGGAUUUUUGAAGACACUUGACGGUAUACUUUCUCCAUUUGAUAUGGAGAGGCUUAGAGAAUAUACCAACAAUAUGACUGACUUCAAUCUGGUUUAUGACAUCUGCAAAACACUGGCACAUCUGUAUUUUCAAGAGAAGCUCCCUGUAUCACUGUCAUACGUUCAAGCAUCUGUAUUGUUAUGCUUGGGAUUGCAGGAGUCGGAGUUCUCUAGCGUCGAGAGACAAAUGCAGUUGGAGAGGGGACAGAUACACUCUCUUCUCUUGAAGGUCGGAAAAGAGUUAUACAAUUAUCUGAACGGAAUUGCAGCAAAGGAGAUUGAAUUAACACUCCCUCGUUUGAAAAGGAGAGUGCUUGAACCAUACAAUGUAUCGGUCGAUGAUGAUCUCAGGGAAGGAGCAAAACAAGUCGAGGAACAAAUGAUGGAGAAGAAGAUUGAAGGAUCGAUGGAUCCAGAGCUUCAACAAUAUGAAAUUGGGGACAAAGAAGCAGAGGCUCUGCAACAUUCAAAAAUCCCUUCAAGUGGUAUUAUCAGUGUUAAAUCUAGCAAAUUGAAGGAUCAAAAUGGAGUUGAUAGAUCCACCAAAAAGAGAAGCAAUGAUAAGCAUUCUUCUUCCUCAAAAUCCAAAUCUUCCAAGAAGAGAAGAGCCUAAUGGAGUUUUUUUCUUCUAAUUAUAACAAUGAUCAACACAGUUUUGAGCAUGAGCGAUAAAAUUUUAUAAUCAGAAAUUUUGGUUUAUAUCCGUUGUAAUCUUAAUAUAUAUAUUUAUUUUUAAU
Eutrema salsugineum is the source of this 3424-nucleotide messenger RNA. Its product is annotated as RNA cytidine acetyltransferase 2. Gene Ontology annotation, biological process: rRNA acetylation involved in maturation of SSU-rRNA. Bases 223 to 3300 code for a protein of 1025 amino acids. The record is from RefSeq and is a predicted model, not a curated record. Gene Ontology annotation, molecular function: 18S rRNA cytidine N-acetyltransferase activity; ATP binding; tRNA binding. Gene Ontology annotation, cellular component: 90S preribosome; nucleolus. The transcript has 26 exons. NCBI's taxonomy places the organism in Eukaryota, Viridiplantae, Streptophyta, Magnoliopsida, Brassicales, Brassicaceae.